Molecule: messenger RNA, 1344 nt
Organism: Ctenocephalides felis (cat flea)
Lineage: Eukaryota; Metazoa; Arthropoda; Insecta; Siphonaptera; Pulicidae
Product: cytochrome P450 9e2-like
Exons: 7
Coding region: 27-1232 (401 amino acids)
Molecular function (GO): heme binding; iron ion binding; monooxygenase activity
Source: RefSeq, a predicted model, not a curated record
CUUUGAUAAGUGACCAAUACUUCGUUAUGGCUACAAUGAUAUUUGCACUGGUUGUUGGUGGCCUAAUAUUAGGAGUUUUGCUUUAUGUUGCUGGGACAUGGAAUUAUAAGUACUUCGAAAAAUUAGGAAUACCUUACGUGAAACCAGUACCAUGGCUUGGAAACAUGACUUCAUUCGUUUUCAGACAAACGUCUUUAAUGGAUUUUAUUGCAAAUUUACAUAAAGCCUUUCCUGAUAGAAAAUUUAUUGGAGUAUAUGAAUUCAGAAAUCCAAUUGUUCUUGUGAACGAUCCUGAAUUAAUCAAACAAAUUACCGUGAAAGAUUUCGAUCAUUUUAUUGAUCAUCGAUUUACCAUAGAUCCUAAUGUGGAACCAAUGUUUGGAAGAAAUUUAGUUUCAAUCAAAGGAAACAAGUGGCGCGAAAUGAGAGCUACUCUAAGUCCUGCAUUUACUGGAAGCAAAAUGCGAAAUAUGUUUGUUUUAGUCACGGAAUGUGCAGAAGAGCUCAUUAAAUACUUGAAUUCUUUAGAGUCAAAAGAUCGAACAAUAGAAAUGAAAGACUUGUUCACUAGAUAUGCGAAUGAUGUCAUUGCAUCAGCAGCUUUUGGACUGAAGGUGGAUUCUCUGAGAGAGCCGAACAAUGAGUUUUAUGUAAUGACAAAAGAAAUAUCCUUGUUUCGUGGAAUACAAGCACUUAAAUUUUUUGGUUUCACAGCUUUUCCGAAAUUAAUGAAAUUUCUAAAUAUUCAAAUGUUUGGCCCAAGAAUUCAAAAGUUUUAUCGUAACUUGGUAAUGGACACUAUGAAGCAGCGUGAUGAACAAAACAUUGUUCGACCAGAUAUGAUUCAUUUACUGAUGCAAGUUCGGCAAGGAACACUAAAACAUGAAGAAGUCGUUGACACUAAAGAUGCUGGUUUCGCUACAGUCACGGAAUCGGAGAUUGGAAAAUCUUCCAACAAUAUAACACACUGGGAAGAUGAUGACUUGACAGCACAGGCAGUAAUAUUCCUCUUUGCCGGUUUCGAAACUAGUUCAACUUUAAUGUGUUUUGUGUGCCACGAACUUGCUCUUCAGCCAGAAAUUCAGAAAAAACUGCAAACAGAAAUCGAUCAAGUCAGAAGCAAUAACAAUAAGAUCACUUAUGAGGUGAUCCAAAGCAUGAAGUACUUAGAUAUGGUAAUUUCUGCUGAAACCUGGAGAUGGUGUAUGGGUGGCUGUGUCAGGAAUUCAUAGAAAUCCCAAAUAUUAUCCGAAUCCAGAUACAUUUGAUCCGGAAAGGUUCUCUGAUUCAAAUAAAAGCAGCAUCGACCCUUAUGCUUACCUUCCUUUCGGAGCAGGACCAAGA